AACAUAAUUUAUGAUCGCAUAAUAUACGAUAAACAACAUCAUUCACGAUUUUCUGAAAUUCUCACAUGAAUCCGGAUUCGCCGCCUUAUAUCUAAAACCUGUGGGCUGCUAUAGCGGUAUUGCGUCUUGGCUAGUUAGCAAUAUAUUAUUUUUUGGCAAUUGGGGGGUAAGAAGAACAAAGUAAAAGAUAUGUAUUGGCUCCCCAGUCACCGUCAAAAAAGCCGCACGUAUAUAUAUAAUAAUGAACUUCUCCAUAUAUUAUUCACACAAAGUGAGGAGCUGAAUUGAAGAUCAUAGUUUGAAGAGAAAUGGGUUCACUCGUGCCAGGAUGGGACUCACCUGUCUUAAGGUCCAAGCCAGGAGUUCAGAAGAAUAAAUCACUCACCAUGGAGGAGAUUGAAGCUUACUGGAAAGCACACAAGAAAUCAAAUAGCAUCAGCCAGGAAAUUCGCACGGCUGAUGAACCGGGAAGAAAAAUCCAGAAAUCAAGCUCGUUUCCUGUGAACACAACAAACAUCGGCAGUACAGAUACUGAAACAAGCCCUAGGACUCAACAAAUCUUAAAGAACAAUGGCUGGUGGACAGCGAGCAAUUGGGCAUUUCUGAAUGAACCUCCAAUAUUAGAAGAAGGCGAUUCCAAAACUACUUACGCAGCACAGUUUCAUGUAGCCAACAGCUGGGCCCCUAAAUCAAACGGCCAUGAUCAAAUUAGUACCUGAUUUGUCAUUGAGGCCCAAUAAUCCUUCCCAUAAUAGUGGGUCCAUAUGCUUGAUCCGUCGGUCAUGGGCUUCCAUUUAUGCAACCAGUUUGAUCCGUCACCUUUUCUUUUUCUUUAAUGUUUAAAUUGCUAGGAUCUUAUGACUUAUGAGAUGGAGUUUUUUUGGUAGUACAAAUUGUGUUUCUUGACUUGUACAAAUUGUGUAUACUUAUUUAUGGGAAGUUUCAUGUUCUUUCUA
Messenger RNA from Malus domestica (apple), 956 nucleotides. RefSeq lists its product as uncharacterized. The record is from RefSeq and is a predicted model, not a curated record. Lineage: Eukaryota; Viridiplantae; Streptophyta; Magnoliopsida; Rosales; Rosaceae.